UUCUUUUUCUCAUUCUCAUGUUUAUUCUCUUACUUUCCUAGCCUACACCUUCUUUCUUCCUCAUAGGUUUUGGAUGAAUCAUCGUUCAUAUUCUUCAUUCACUAAUGCAAUCGCAGUUCCUUCCUUAAUCUGGAUACAGAUUUCAUUUCACCAAUUGAAUAACAUAAUAAUUGCUCAGUUGAUUCUUUUUCUUUAAUAGAAUUGCGUUAUUUCAAUUCAUGAUCCUGCCGGAAACUAUGUUGCAUUCCGAUAUCGAUAUGGAUUCAUCGGAUGCUCUCCGCUGCAAGCGUAACGACGGAGCUCGGUGGCGCUGCAAGGAGCUGGCCUCGCCUGGGAAAUCGUACUGUGACAGGCACUUGAUCCAACUCAUGAAGCAAAAUUUGAAUUAUAAGGUGCGGAAUUAUGGAGACAGAGGUUUAUGUUCUGGUGGUAGAGUUAUGGAGGAGGCGGGGAAGAGGAACGAGGUUAGACCACGAUUUGGAUCGCUAGGAGAAGAGAGUGCGGACGAGCUAGACCGAAAUAGAAGUCUGGUGAGGAAACAGAAAAGGCAGCUCUGUAAUAGAGAGAACAAUUUUUCUAAGGAUGCUAAAAUCGGGAGAGAUUCGGGAAAAUCUGAAUUAACGGCUUUCAAAUUGAGUGACGGAAAGGAUACGGCCGAUUCUGUGAAAAGGCUUGGCGCGUCUGCGAAGCGCAAGAGAAAUCAUGUUGUAACGAAUGGAAAAUCGGUGGAGACGGAUAAGCCUAAUAAAAAGAAUGGUGGGAGUUUGAUGUGUCAUCAGUGUCUGCGGAGCGAUACAAGUGGAGUUGUCUUUUGUUCAAAUUGCCAAAGAAAACGGUUUUGCUAUAAGUGUAUUGAACGAUGGUACCCUGAUAAAACAAGGGAGGAUGUUGAGAAUGCAUGUCCAUGUUGCCGUGGUCAUUGUAAUUGCAAGGCUUGCUUAAGAGAGUUUGUUGAGUUUGCUCCCAAAGAAUUAGAUGCAAGUGUAAAAGUAGAGCGAUUAAAAUUCUUGUUACACAAGGUUCUGCCCAUUCUCAGGCAUAUUCAAAGGGAACAGAGUUAUGAAUUAGAGGUUGAAGGCAAUAUACAGGGUGCUCAAUUGAAAGAAGUGGAUGUAGAAAGAAUAAAGCUAGUUCAGACAGAGCGCAUGUAUUGUGACAAUUGCAAUACUUCGAUCUUCAACUUUUACAGAAGCUGCUUCAACCCAAACUGUUCUUACGAUCUAUGUCUUAGCUGCUGUAAAGAGUUGAGGGAAAGUUUCCAUUCUGAAGGAAGAGAAUGUCAGUUGACAUCUACAUCUCAGACUUCUGUCGGUGGCAUGUCAUCAAGUUCCCAGGUUUGGAGUGCGAAUCCUGAUGGUAGUAUACCAUGUCCUCCAAAAGAACGCGGAGGUUGUGGGAUUGCAAGUUUGGAGUUGAGACGUUCCCUUAAAGCUGAUUGGGCUAACAAGUUAAUUGAAGGAGCAGAGGAGCUUACAAGCGAUUACACAUUACCUGAUACUUGUUCUUCUGAAAUCUGUUCAUCAUGCUGUCUCAACAGUAAUGAAGUCAGACAAGCAGCUUUCAGGGAAAAUAGUCAUGACAAUUUCUUGUACUCCCCAAAUUCUGAAGAUAUAAUGGAUGACGGUGUUAACCAUUUUCAAACGCACUGGAUGAAGGGCGAACCUGUUAUCGUUAGAAAUGUUCUUGACAAAACAUCUGGUCUUAGUUGGGAACCUAUGGUUAUGUGGAGAGCUUUUAGACAAACAGGAGCUAAUGUGAAGUUCAAAGAGGAGACAUGCAGUGUGAAGGCCAUUGAUUGCUUGGAUUGGUGUGAGGUAGAGAUAAAUAUCCAUCAGUUUUUUGUCGGAUACUUAGAAGGCCGUAUGCACAGAAAUGGAUGGCCAGAAAUGUUGAAACUGAAGGAUUGGCCUUCAUCUACUUCAUUUGAGGACCGUUUGCCUAGGCAUUGUGCCGAAUAUAUUGCAGCACUUCCUUACAGUGAAUAUACCCACCCAAAAUAUGGUCUUCUGAAUCUAGCUACCAAACUUCCUGUGGGCUCACUGAAGCCUGAUAUGGGACCCAAAACUUAUAUUGCAUAUGGAUUCCAGGAGGAGCUGGGCAGAGGUGACUCCGUAACAAAGCUUCACUGCGAUAUGUCUGAUGCGGUAAAUGUACUGACUCAUACAAGUAAAGUUAAUAUUAAGACCUGGCAACGUGCUUUCAUUGAAAAGAGGCAAAAACAUUUUGCUGCUGAAGAUUGUUCUGAACUAUAUGGUGGAAUGAAAAGUACAUCUGAUGAUACAGAAAAGGAUUCUGAAUGUAAACAAAAUCAAGUUACAGGUCAGGAAGCAUGCUUGAUGGGUUUAAAUGCAUCUUGUAGAAAAGGGGUUACAAAACCUGUCAAAUGUGCAAAUGCAGAUCCAUCUAUGAUUGAAAAACCAUUAGGAGAAUCAAAGCCUCAGAGCAGCGGACAGUUUGACGAACAUGAUUACAACUCUUCCAAUUUAACAGAUGUUACUGUCAGAAAUUCAUCUGUAGACAUGUGCAGUACUGGUGCUUCAGCUGAUAUCUUUUGUUCAAAAGGACCCGAGUCUGCUCAGAAAUUAGUUAUUGCACACACCCCCAGUCAGCUCUGUGGUCAGUCUUCUAACGAUACUAGUAAAAUCCAUCAUGAAACUUGUGAUUCAGAAAAAGCCUCAGGUUGCAAUGAAGUUAAUGAUCUAAGAUCAAGCCAUUCAAUUAAGAAUAGGGCAGAUAGUCAUUUAGAAGAUGAUGAAAAGAUGGAGGUUGCUACUGGUGGAGCUGUUUGGGACAUUUUCCGUAGGCAGGAUGUUCCCAAGAUAGUCGAGUACUUAGAAAAGCACCAGAAGGAAUUUCGUCAUAUCAAGUGUAAACCUGUAAAUUCUCUUGUUCAUCCAAUUCAUGAUCAGACUGUUUUUUUAAAUGCAAAACACAAGGAGCAGCUGAAGGAGGAGUUUGGUGUUGAACCUUGGACAUUUGAACAAUUCAUUGGUGAGGCAGUUUUCAUUCCAGCAGGAUGCCCUCACCAAGUUCGAAAUAGACAGUCCUGCAUAAAAGUAGCUAUGGACUUUGUAUCCCCGGAAAAUGUGGAAGAAUGCUUUCGGUUAACAGAGGAGUUCCGUUUCCUCCCAAAAACACAUAAAGCUAAGGAAGACAAAUUGGAGGUUAAAAAAAUGACACUUUAUGCUGCAAGUUCUGCUAUCAGAGAGAUCAGAGAACUGCUGUUAAAGCUUGACUGAGAAAUCCUUCAAUUAUCUUUUCGUGUAACACGGGGCAAUCAGACGAUUCAAUCCUCCCAGCUUACCAGCCACAUACUAAAUUGACAGAAUUAUCUGCAGUGUUGGACUAUCGCGCAUGAUGUUUAUAUGCGGAAAGGUGAGGAUAACUACAUCUAUGGAGCAACUGUGAAGUCUGUUAUCUAUUAUUCAAGAAGCUGACGAAGGUUGAAAAUAGCAAGCCAACAUUUUAGCUAAUAAAUAGAUCGGCAAACAUUCCCUUAUUUAUUAGACAGCAAAAGAAAUGUGGAUGCUGACAAAGAGCCUUUCUCGAACUUAAGAACACUGGAUCAUUUGUAGAAUGGAGGCUUCGUGAUUAUUGGCCGUGGAACACUGUAGAAGCUUGCUACAAUCUUUUUCAUUGCUGUGGUAAGAACUUGAUCUUUGUGUAAACAGUGAAUGAAAAUACUUAAAUGGCGAUGCAAAAAGAAAAUUUUCUAUAUGCCUUAAGGGGACCUAGAAGCGAUUUGGUAGAGAUCUCAGUUGUCCAGCCUCUACCUAAGCAUUAGAGAAUAAUUGGUUGAAGUUAGCAGGGAAAAGUCAAUGAAAAUUAAUGUUGGGGACUUCCCAGCCUCCAAACUAUGGAUAAUUUAGCGGAUAAUUCAGCUUAGUUUCUUGAACCUCUUGAGAGAAAGGGACUCAAAAACUGCCAAAGAAAAGGUAAAUUGCAAGCAAACCCCAACUACUUCGAGGAAAUAUGUAAGCAAAUUCAUGGCAAGCCAGCCAAUUCGGGAAGCAGCUGCGGUCCUUAACAUUGAAAGAAAGAGCAUGUCGAUUGGCACAUUCUGCAGCAGGAGAUAUAGUAAGACAGAGGACAAGCAGCGUUAUCAAUGAAGGGUUGAUGGGUUUACAGCAAAAACUCAUUGGAAAAGCUGCUUCUUUGGUCCAACCUUCUCAGCAAGUUUCAACUACCACUACUAAUGACCAUACUGCCUCAUUGUGUAGAAAGCAUAACUUGAAAGAUGAAUCCAUCUUAUUUACUCUAUAAACAGAACGUGGAUGCAAAGUGAUCGGACCGUGUUCCAACACCAUUGUGCAACGUGGACAAUAGAAAGGUUUGAUAGAAAAUUUUGGUGGCUUCUCUUCUAAAAUUGCUUCUUAAAUCAAUCAGAAUGGAUUAAGUUUUGCUUCUUAUAGGGUAGUUUCUGUAAUACAUACGGCUAAUCAAGCAAUAGUCUGUAGUUCUCUACAUUUUACUAUGAAAUGUAGAUUCAAGUAUAGGCAUGUUCUUCACCCAAAGAAGUAAGAUAGAACUAGAAGGGCAUUGUGAAUAGUUUACACAAUAAAUGAAGCAUAUGUGUAGUUAGACAAGAAAGAAGCCUUUUCUGGCUUAAAAAUUGCUCAAGAAUUCUGUAAGUUUUUCAUCCUAGAAGAUAGGGAGCAAUUGAUCUAUUUUUCUUAUAGCCCCCUAAAGCUGAUAGAAUAAGCUGACCCUCCCAACUUGUUCAUUAGUAGAAAAUGCGGUUUCAUUGAUCAGAGGGAGAAAUGGAUUUAAAUUGAUAAAAUUACGUUUAUCAGGGUCUGAUAAAUUCCAUUCAUCAAAUUAGUUUUUA
Molecule: messenger RNA, 4828 nt
Organism: Cucumis sativus (cucumber)
Lineage: Eukaryota; Viridiplantae; Streptophyta; Magnoliopsida; Cucurbitales; Cucurbitaceae
Product: lysine-specific demethylase JMJ25
Exons: 15
Coding region: 219-3239 (1006 amino acids)
Biological process (GO): regulation of transcription by RNA polymerase II
Cellular component (GO): histone deacetylase complex; chromatin
Molecular function (GO): histone H3K9 demethylase activity; transcription coregulator activity; chromatin DNA binding
Source: RefSeq, a predicted model, not a curated record